Suillus plorans is the source of this 2076-nucleotide messenger RNA. Its product is annotated as batten's disease protein Cln3. Gene Ontology annotation, biological process: regulation of intracellular pH. The coding region runs from base 212 to 1591 and encodes 459 amino acids. The transcript is spliced from 12 exons. Gene Ontology annotation, cellular component: membrane; vacuole. NCBI's taxonomy places the organism in Eukaryota, Fungi, Basidiomycota, Agaricomycetes, Boletales, Suillaceae. The record is from RefSeq and is a predicted model, not a curated record.
CUGAGAUCCGGGCAGCGAGGUUAUCAUGCAUCGUGUUUUGCAUGUUGCACCUUUAUUCUUGACCAGCUAUUAUCCCAGGCGCACAGCUGCAGUGUUUCAUCGUGAUAUUGAUACAUUUGAGCCUUAUUAAGGUGAUCUGGAACUCCAGUCUAUACGCCAGAACUCUCUUCGUGCCCACGAUAUCCACUGGCAAGCCGGUGCUCUCUCGGAGAUGUCUGUCGAACCCCACAGCACAGCCGCUCUUCAUACCGAAGGACAUUUUGUUAUACCAAGCACAGGCAAGAAACGAUUGUCCUUGAAGCUUGGAUUUUCUUUCUUUCUCUUUGGACUCAUAAAUAACGUACUCUACGUCAUCAUACUUUCGGCUGCACUCGACCUCGUCCCUCCGUCGACACCUAAGGGCAUCAUUGCCUUUUGUAAUAUCGCUCCGGCCUUAAUUGUGAAGCUCGGGUGGCCGUACUUUCUCAAAGGUCGCAUACGUUAUGCUCGACGCAUUGUCGCCUGCUGCACGCUAAGCUUCAUAGGCAUGCUGGUCGUUGCCUUCCAUGAAAGCCUGUAUUCGAGGCUGCUGGGAAUAUGUCUCGCGUCGUUUUCGUCGGGUCUGGGAGAAAUGACCUUUUUGCAACUUUCGACAACAUACAGCCGUUCGGUAGGAGGUCGAAGCGUUGGAUACUUCGCCUCAGGUACAGGAGCUGCAGGUAUUGUCGGAGCAUUUAUGUGGUGGGAACUCAGGGGCCUGGGUGUCAGUACUGGUGUUGGCAUCUCAGCGGUUCUUCCAUUCGUCCUUCCUCUGGCAUACUUUUUCCUGCUCCCCCGUCCAGCAGCAUUCAUGCACCAGUCAUCCUCUACGUCAUACACGCUGGUCCCCGCUGACGAUCUUGAGACUGAAAUUGAUGAUGAUUUGUCUGCUCAAGAUGAUGUAGAAUCUCGUGUGGAGCCCAAGGUUACCGUCCGCUUAUCAGCCGCGGAUAAAUGGCGUCUAGUCAAACCGAUGUUAUUGAAGUAUAUGCUUCCACUAUUUUGUGUUUAUACCCUUGAGUAUACUAUCAACCAGGGUGUCGCACCGACUUUAUUAUUUCCCGUUCCGUCACACGGCCUCCUCAGCAAGAUCAUUCAUUCUACCCGCGACUACUAUCCACUUUGGCAGCUAGUCUACCAAACCACGGUCUUUUUCUCUCGCUCAAGCAUAUCUCUGGGCUUGAAAACCCUUCCGGCCCAUCUCCUUCCUGCUCCGGCUAUCAUCCAGUUCGCAAUACUGCUUCUGCUAGUAUUUGAAUCCGCUGUCGGGCUACUUCCAGAAGAUCGUGAGGCAGGAAGUAUAUUCCUGGUUUUCAUACUCAUCAGUAUUGAAGGCGUAUGCGGUGGUUUGGCAUACGUCAACGUGUUCUAUUGUAUCAAUCAAGAGCAACCGGAUCCAGCCUCGACGCACAAUCCCGAUGUCAUAAAGCAAGAGCGCGAGUUCAAGAUAGGUUCCAUUGGUUUUGCCGAUAGCUCUGGGAUUUUAUUGGCUUCAAUUCUCGCUGUACCAACGGAAAUGGAGCUUUGCAGAGCGCAAGUUACAAGGGGGAAGUACCUAUGCCAAGGGCUUUAGGUCUACGACCUACGAAAGACGUAUAGUUUAUAUACAACAUUUGAGCAGUAAUGACACACAAUGCGCUAGAGGAUAUCAAGAAACCGAAAGGAAUACUAGGUGGCCAAAUGAAAAUACUAGAGUACAGGAGCGGAGUUCUACGUCGGCCGACGCGGCGAGCCGACGUAAACAUUGAAUGACUGCCACGUCUCUUGCAGAUGCUGCUGGGAAACCGAUGGGUAUUCUGUAGGAGCUUGGGGUUGCUGGGACAUUUGGUACUGAUUUUCAUAGUACGAGGACUGAUAAUACGAAGUGCUUUCCUGCGCCUGAUACGACUGCUGUGCAGAUUCCCAAUAUGAUUGGGAGGGUCUUGCGUUGUAGUCACUAGAUGCGUAAGGAUCUGCAGUGCUGAAGGAUGAUGAUGACUGGUAUGGAUCAUGGAUAUGAUGACUAGGCUGUUCCUGGCUAUAGUAUUGCUGGGGCUGGGGCUGGGGCUGGGGCUGAGG